Messenger RNA from Ostreococcus tauri, 1209 nucleotides. RefSeq names its product CAAX amino terminal protease. The coding region runs from base 1 to 1209 and encodes 402 amino acids. Gene Ontology annotation, molecular function: metalloendopeptidase activity. The record is from RefSeq and is a predicted model, not a curated record. Gene Ontology annotation, cellular component: membrane. Gene Ontology annotation, biological process: CAAX-box protein processing. Lineage: Eukaryota; Viridiplantae; Chlorophyta; Mamiellophyceae; Mamiellales; Bathycoccaceae. The transcript has a single exon.
AUGUCGCUCGCGAUCUGUCCUCGCGUGAGCGCCGUUCGAGGAGGUCAACCGUCGAGGAACGAGCGCCGUCGCAGUUUCCACAGGUUUCAUCGCGUCGCGUCGAGCGUGGACGACGAGCGAGGCAGUAUUCAUCGAAAUGUUGCGAAGAGCUCGACGUCGCCAAAAAAUGAUUCUUUGAGCGCCCUGGACGCCGUGCUCGGGCGUUUCGACGAAAACGCGAUGGAUACGACGGAUGGUAGUACUAUGAUCGACGAUCGAUCGAAGACGGAGUCGCAGGCGACGACGGUGAAGGAUGACCGAACGCCGUGGUGCGACGCGGAGUACGACGUCGAGCGGGACGCGUUCGGGUGCGGACCGCGGUGGGAGACGCGAUGGAGUGGUCUGCGAAUCUUCAUCACCGCGCUGUCGAUAGAGGCGAGCUUUUACGUUGCCGGCAUCGUCUCUCCGGUCGUUGCUGUUUUGGAGAGUGACGCUGUUUUGGGUGACAGCGACCCAGAGGUGUUCGCGCGUGAGUUCCAGGAAGCGUUCGAGCGCGCUGACGUCUUCACGAACGCGCUCUUGAUAGGGGAGGCGAUGCAGACGGGAUUGGGGUUACUCGUUCUGGGUAUUUCUCUCGCACCGUUCGUUCCGCUCCCGCGCGGAUGGUUCAACGACGUGAUCUCGAUCGAGCCAGAGAACGAGCCGACGGGUGGGAUGUUCGUGAGACAGCGGCGCAAAGCGCAGGCGGAUGCCCUGGAGAAGCGACGGGCGAACACCGGAGGCGAGAUCGGGCGCGCGGUCAUCGGGACCUACCUUGCCGUGGCCCUCGUGACGUGGAUUCUCUACGCAGCCGGAUUGAGAGGCGGCGACGCCGACGGUGCAUCGUCGGUGGAGCUCAUUGCGAAAUCCUUUGACGCUGGACCUGAGGGCGUCGCCCGCUUGGUCGUCGCUACCGUCGUCCUAGCGCCAAUCUUCGAGGAGAUUUGUUUCAGAGGGUACCUCAUGCCAUCACUCACGAAGUACGUCUCCACGCCCGUCGCCGUGGGUGCCUCGGCGGUGAUCUUUGCGCUUGUCCAUCAGCACGGCGUCGGCGACACCGCACAGUUGCUCGUCGUGGGCUUGGCCACUGGAUUGGUGUACGCUAGGACUAGAAAUCUCGCAGCGUCCAUGGCGGUGCACGCCGCGUUUAACGCGACCGUUAUCGCCCUUUUCGCGCUUUGGGUGAGUUAA